Messenger RNA from Tigriopus californicus, 1795 nucleotides. RefSeq lists its product as uncharacterized. The record is from RefSeq and is a predicted model, not a curated record. Gene Ontology annotation, biological process: DNA integration. NCBI's taxonomy places the organism in Eukaryota, Metazoa, Arthropoda, Copepoda, Harpacticoida, Harpacticidae. The coding region runs from base 73 to 1362 and encodes 429 amino acids. Gene Ontology annotation, molecular function: nucleic acid binding. The transcript has 2 exons.
UAGGAUGAUGUACUCGAUUGUGGACGGAACACUUCCUACCUUUGUUUAUGUCGAUGCCCACCAUGACGGGCUAUGCGCCAUCCUAUGUCAAGGGCCAGACCAAACACACCUAAAACAGUGGCUGUUGCAUCCAGGGCCACCAGGGAUGUUGAAAAGCGAUAUCCUCAGCUAGAUCUCAAGGCACUAGCAGUAGACUAUGGCCUCCAGGAGAUGCGAAUUUACCUGGCCGGCAACCCUGAUGUGACUGUGGCGACCGACCACAAGCCACUUCUGCCCAUAUUUCGAGGCACGAGGCCUGGAUUGGUCCAAUCCGAUCGAAUCAUCUUUUCUGAGUUGACAAUCUUGGCCGGGGGUAACGUCAUUCGUGGGGAGCGGCCGAUCUUACCCUGUGAACUUCAAUCCAAGGCUAUCCGAAUGGCCCAUGGAGUGUCUCAGUUGGGUGCAUCAUCGGCCAAACGCCGUCUCUGCACCGUGCUGUGGUUCCCAAGGCUGGAUCGAGCCAUGGACAAGUUUGUGUCCCAAUGUGUUACGUGUCAGUUGGUGACCGAGAAACAUACCAAAGUCCAACAAAGACACCACCCCACGCCGGCCCUUCCCUGGGAAUCUGUUUCGAUUGACCUCUUUGGACCCUUGCCUGACCAAUCACACAUUCUUGUGGCUCAAUGCCACCUGUCGCAUUAUCCAAGUCCAACUUUUGUCCGAACCACAUCCGCCAAAGAGACAAUCCUGGCCGUAACAGAAAUAUGCUCCACCUUUGGGUUCCCGCGCACUCAAAGGUCUGACAAUGGUCCGGCCUUCAAAUCUGAUCAGUUCAGACAAUUUUGCGACAAAACGGAGCUGCCGGUUGUCAAGGGGAUCAAAUCCCAGGAGAUGGAGGCGGUGUGCUGCGGCGACAGAACCCACCGGCGGGAUGGAGUUGAGAAGUUCAAUGCGAGGUGGCGCACCCAUCCGUCAACUGUCCAACCCGGACAGUGGGUUCUUUUGAGAGACCAUCUCCGUCCUUCCAAGUUACAUACCACGUUAGAGCCCACCCCACACCAGGCUCUCAAUAAACAAGGCCAUGCCACCUUCCUACUGAGGAACCAAACAGAUCAGGAUGUUUGCAUCCGCCACGAGGACGAUAUGAAAGUGAUACCAGGGCCCACCAGAAAUAUAUUCGUCAGACCAAAAACGGCUAAGAUACCCGUUCCUUUAUGGAUUGAUCAACCAAGAAGAGAGGCGCCAUCACGCAUUACUAUUUCCCCCUCGCCAGCAAAUUCCCCACCAAUCCCGGGCCGUCCUUCACACUCGAGCGUGUCCUCUUCCUCAAGUCAUUUAGGACACCUCAGGCCUGACCCCGAGUCUCAACUUCUCCUCAACUGAACAUUCCAAAAACUACACAGUCGCUCAUGCAGCGGCCCAUCCAACCCUACUGUAGGUGCAACACCACUCCAUCGCUCUUUUAGGAAAACUCGUCCGCCCGAUCUCUUUGGCUUUGGUUCGAUCUGUCCACGGGCGCCACAUCCUAAGACACCUUUGAAUCAAUGAAUUCAAAGCCUAGCCUCAAACAUCCAAGAGUAUUAUUACACUCCACUUUCGUCAAAUUCAAUUUACCACUCUCCACCUUGUAAUGAUCUAUUCUCCUUCACCAAACCUAUCCCUCACUAACUUCCCCAACAUACGAUCGAGUCUGCUCUCACCCAAUCAGAUCUUCACGUGGAAGCUGGGGGUAGGUUCCAUUAUUCAUACAUUUUACAUUCAUAACCAUAUAUUCAUUUAUCUAUUACUUUCGUAUUAAUAAAGGUUCUAAUCGUUU